Polyodon spathula (Mississippi paddlefish) is the source of this 1172-nucleotide messenger RNA. RefSeq names its product transcription factor Sox-19b-like. Gene Ontology annotation, molecular function: RNA polymerase II cis-regulatory region sequence-specific DNA binding; DNA-binding transcription factor activity, RNA polymerase II-specific. The transcript is spliced from 2 exons. Lineage: Eukaryota; Metazoa; Chordata; Actinopteri; Acipenseriformes; Polyodontidae. The record is from RefSeq and is a predicted model, not a curated record. The coding region runs from base 198 to 1085 and encodes 295 amino acids. Gene Ontology annotation, biological process: regulation of DNA-templated transcription; cell differentiation; anatomical structure morphogenesis.
AAAAAAAAAAAAAAAAAUUGGGAUUAUUACAGAACUGGUUUUUCAACCUGUUGUUGAGAACGCUGAUGCAAAUUUAGGAAUUAACUUUAGAAAAAUAUUUUAAAAAGCAGGAAUUGUCGAGGCUGUUGGAGACCUACUGUAAGUAUAAUAAUAAUAAUAAUAAUAAUAAUAAUAAUAAUAAUAAUAAUAAUAAUAACAUGUACAGUAUGAUGGAACAUGAGUUAAAGUCGCCGGGGCCCCCGCAGUCCCAUCACCCCGGCUCUGGGGUGUCACCUGUGGGAAGCGGCGUGGGAAGUAAUCACCCCGGGGCGAAGGGCGCUUGCCCUCCAGGCAGCGACCCCAUGGACAAAGUUAAGCGCCCUAUGAACGCCUUUAUGGUCUGGUCGCGGGGCCAGCGACGAAAAAUGGCUCAGGAGAACCCCAAAAUGCACAACUCGGAGAUCAGCAAACGACUAGGAGCCGAGUGGAAGCUACUGACAGACGCAGAAAAGAGGCCGUUCAUAGACGAGGCCAAGCGCCUCAGGGCGCUGCACAUGAAGGAGUACCCAGACUACAAGUACAAGCCCAGGCGCAAGAGCAAGCCUCUGUUGAAGAAGGACAACCCGGCUGGAAAGUACCCCCUCUCGGCUGGCAACCUGCUUGCGGCGGCGGCGGCGCAGGGACCCGGAGGGAGUCCCAGAAUGGACAGCUACGGCUGGGGCCCCACUGGAGGGUACGCGGGCAUGCAGAGCGAGGCCCUUGGGUACCCCCAGCAGCUACACCGCUACGAACUGUCGACCCUGCAGUAUCCCCCUGGCAUGGCCCCAGCUCAGAGCUACCUGAGUGCAAACUCAUACAGCCCCAUGUCUUACGGAGGAGGUGCCCAGCAGGCCAGCUCUGUGAUGUCAAUGGUAAAACCAGAGCCGGUGUCUCACUCCCCCACUGGGGCCCCCAGCCACCACCGAGGGGGGCUGCAGGGGGACCUGAGAGACAUGAUCAGCAUGUAUAUCCCCAGCAACGACACGACGGACCCUGCAGGACAGAGGGGCUACAGCAGCGUACAGCAGCACUACCUGAACGGGACUGUGCCCCUGACACACAUCUGACAGGAACUUUGUGCUUCUCUCUCUCUCUCUCUCUCUCUCUCUCUCUCUCUCUCUCUCUCUCUCUCUCUCUCUCUCUCUCUCUCUCUC